Molecule: messenger RNA, 6815 nt
Organism: Erpetoichthys calabaricus (reedfish)
Lineage: Eukaryota; Metazoa; Chordata; Cladistia; Polypteriformes; Polypteridae
Product: forkhead box protein O1-A-like
Exons: 3
Coding region: 314-2248 (644 amino acids)
Biological process (GO): regulation of transcription by RNA polymerase II
Cellular component (GO): nucleus
Molecular function (GO): DNA-binding transcription factor activity, RNA polymerase II-specific; RNA polymerase II cis-regulatory region sequence-specific DNA binding
Source: RefSeq, a predicted model, not a curated record
GCCGUGCUAGUCUUUCAGAUCGACAUUCAACAGGCAGCGAACGCAGGCUUUCGUGAUGUUGUGUGGCGAGUGUAUGUCAGCCAGUGUACCGUCUGUUCUCUGAACGUCGCUCGGAUUGGACAUAUGUCAUCGCGAAGCUGUGAGAAGUGACAGGCACUCGUGAUUCGUUUAACUUUGGUUUCUCAACGUUUUUUUUUCACUGCUGCUGCCGGUCUUGACACAGUGACGAGAAAGAGAACGAGAGCAAGGAGGGAGGCGUAUAUGUGAGGACUUCUUGAUUUGGAUUUUUAUUUUAUUCACUUUGCCAAGCGCGAUGGCUGAAGCCCCGCAGCAACAAGUGGUGGAGAUCGACCCAGAUUUCGAGCCGCUGUCCCGCCCGCGUUCUUGCACCUGGCCGCUGCCCCGUCCGGAGUUUAUCAAUCCCGCGAACUCCAACACCUCUUCGCCGGCUCCUUCUGUCAAACAGGAGCCCGGGAGCAAUGUUGAUUUCAUCAACGACUUCAGCCUGUUAGAAGAGAAUGAAGAUUACCAGGAGGUGAAGCCGCUGACCGUGUGCAGUGAUUUCCAGUGCCAGGAUGGGUGCAUUCACCAGCCGCCGACGCAGCAACAUCAGCACCCGCUUGCACAUCAACAGGUGGCUCCCACCUCCCUAUCGUCGCCGGCCGGCUCCGCAGCUGUAGCCGCACAGAGGAAGAGCAGCUCCUCCCGCAGGAACGCCUGGGGAAAUAUGUCCUACGCCGACCUGAUCACGAAGGCCAUCGAGAGCUCACCAGAAAAGAGACUCACCUUGUCUCAGAUCUACGACUGGAUGGUUAAGAGCGUGCCCUACUUUAAGGACAAGGGAGACAGCAACAGCUCGGCCGGCUGGAAGAAUUCCAUCCGGCACAACCUCUCAUUGCAUAGCCGGUUUGUACGGGUCCAGAACGAAGGCACCGGGAAGAGCUCGUGGUGGAUGUUGAACCCAGAGGGAGGAAAAAGUGGAAAGUCUCCACGAAGAAGAGCCGCCUCCAUGGAUAACAACAGCAAAUUUGCCAAAUGCCGUGGAAGAGCAGCCAAGAAAAAGGGCGCUCAUCAAGGAGGACAAGAUGGUGGUGCAGACAGUCCCGGAUCGCAGUACACAAAGUGGCCUGGCAGCCCCAACUCCCACAGUAAUGAUGACUUUGAGGCGUGGAACACUUUCAGGCCUCGCACAAGCUCCAAUGCCAGCACGAUCAGCGGGCGUCUUUCACCAUUCAUGACUGAGACUGAUGAUCUUGCAGAUGCUGAAGUGCACACGCUUGUGUACUCACCUGCUUCCAGCAAACUGGCCUCCACACUGCCCAGUCUUUCAGAAAUGGCCAGCUCCAGCCACCACAACACAGAGAACGUAAUGGAGGACUUGCUGGACAAUUUAAAUCUUCUUUCUCCUAAGUCCUCCCAAGUGACGGCCUCCUCCACUCAGUCCUCACCUGCCACCAUGAUGCAGCCAAGUCCUGGCUAUCCCUCCUACACAUCUCCCAACACUGCCAGUCUGGGAUCGCAAUCUCAAGAUUAUAGAAAAUGUUUGUAUAGCCAACCCGGUAUGAAUUCUCUUUCUCCGAUGCCUAUGCAGACACUGCAAGAUAACAAACCUGCUUACCCACCCACCCUGAGCCAAUAUGGCUGUCCAUCAGGGCUUCUUAAGGAGCUCCUGACAUCUGAUGGAGACCCUCAUAAUGAUAUGAUGCCCUCAGUAGACACUGUGGUAUCCCAGUCCACCAACAGAGUUGUUUCUGGCCCUAGUGUGAUGAUGGCACCCAACUCUCUGAUGUCAUCCUAUACAGGAGGGCAGCAAGGUCAUGCCAAGAUGAUGGCAUCUGCCAACACACACUCACACGCAGUUCACAGCCAGCCGUCACCAACCAUUAACGGCCGUGCCUUAAAUCAUCCAAUGACUGUAAUGGCACACAGUGCAGGACUGAACCGCCUAGCGACCGUAAAGACUCUCAUGCAAGUGCCUCACAGCCAGGCCCCACAUAUGAGCAUGCACCAGUACAUCAGUGGCAGCAACGGUUAUGGCAGGGUGGGCCUGCUCUCAGUCCACCAGGAAAAACUGCCCAGUGACUUGGACGACAUGUCAAUUGAGCGGUUUGAAUGUGAUAUGGAAUCCGUUCUGCAUGAUACCUUAAUGGACGGAGACUCUUUAGAUUUUAACUUUGACCCCAUGGUACCAAACCAGGGCUUUUCACACGGUGUAAAGACAACAACUCACAGCUGGGUAUCAGGAUAAGCGUGGUCAGGCUAUCCACCUGAAACUGGACCUACACCAGUGGAAAACAAAUCCAUCAUCUUUUGCAUUUCUCCCGAGACACACAGACAGCCCACCCCCUACACGCACACACAAAUAUAUGUGUAGUAUAUAAUGUGUGUGUAUUCUUUUACUUCUUUCUCCUUUUAUCAGACUUGGCAGCAGAAAGCUUUUUCCUGUACAGGAUGUUUGCCCAGUGCGUGCAGGUUAUGUGCUGCUUCUGAUAAGGCUUCUGCCAUUGGAAAUUUUAUAGCAAUCAAGUGCCAAACUCACUACAUAAUGUCAUAGUGGAGUUUAUUUACCUGAAGUUGGGUUUUUUUUAGCUUUAUUUUUUUUUUUAAAAGGAGCGACACAUACACUCACUGUGCCUAAUAAUGUUAGAAUUCUGCUUUUAAGGUAUGUGCUGACAGUACAGUAAUAUUGACGAAACCGGAGCCAUUCACCGCUGAACAGAUGUGUCUCCUGUUGUUUUAUGUGACCCUGUCCUCUUCCGUUUGUAAUCAACAUUAGAGGUAUUAUUAUUAUUAUUUACAAUUUAGGAAAGUCUUAAUCUAUUUAUAUACUGAUAACAGUUAUAUUUCCUACCUUGUGUUACAAGGAAUAAUGAAGAAUAAUCUUUCUCGGUAUAAACCAAUGCUAAACAUGACAGCCUUACAAAUGACCAGCAGGGCCUUUGUUUUCUAAUGCAGGGAUUUUGUGAUUUUUGUUUUUUUGAAUCCCAUUUUCGAGUCCAGCGUGUUUUCUUCUAAUUCUUACAUGCCGAGUCUGUUUCACCAUUUCGUGUAUAUACAGCAAGUUUACAAUAAUGUCCAAUAUCGGGGCAGCAGAUUUGUAGUGCGUGUGUUUUUCUUUUUUUUUUUUCGUUUAACUGGAUUUAUGAAGCAUUUUGUAUUUUGUAUUUUUUUUUGCAGUGCUUACUCAGUGUGAGGCUGUUAAAGCUUUGCUUUGUUGGAGUAAACAAAAGACAAAUCUUUUACCCAGUUACAUACUUUUAUUUUUCUAACAUGAAACUCGAAAGCAGAUCAUGUACAGACUGGCUUUUAGCAUUUCAGAAUUUCUUAUUUAAUAUGUCUUAUAUCCACUUAAUGCAUGUAUGCGGCAUUUAUCCUAGAUUUAUACUUUUCUGUAGCUUUUGCUUUUUUUUUUUUUUUCCUUAUACAAAGGAAACGACUAUAAUAAUGUCAGGCAGGUCGGAAAAGUCUGCUGUAAUCGGGGGAAGCGUCUGCUUCUGGAGUCGGUUAGUGACAGGUGUGGUGGUGGCUCAUUACGGUCACAGAGCUGCUUAUUUCAGCAAAUGUUUGGUAUCCUCCAGGAAUCUGUAACGACAGAACUGCUGCUGCUGCUGCAUAAUGCGAUUAGAAAGAUUUGGAAUACUGACCUAUAUCUGCCGUUUUAUAUACAGUACCGCCUUUUGUAUGCCCCACGUAGUACCAUGAAGUGUUAGAUAUCCUGCCAUAGCUGCUUCUGUUUUCCUGUAAUGUUUCUUGUCGUUGAAGAACUCAUAAUGUUUAUAUUUUCAAUAUACUGUAUAUAAAACAAAUCCAUAUAUCGUGUGUUUAGAUUCCACUUUUGUACUCCUAUAUACUGUAGCAUGCAAAAGUAUUCAACCCCCUUGAACGUCAUGAUCAUUUUCUGCAUGACUAAAGAUAUGCACACGUAUUUAUCCUUUCAGUAUUUUUAACGUGAACUCUUGUGUUGUAACAAUACAUUUCCAAAGUCCAAACAAACCACUUUCUUUAUAUUUUUACCUGAAGAAGACAAACUCCAAAGUUAAUGUUUCAGAAACAGAAUUUCUUUAUUGUCAUUGUAACAAAUACAACGAAAUUAGGUGCAGUCUCUGUAUUCAGGGCCUACACAUUGUCGAGAGCCCUUCAGUUACAAUAACAGCCUUCAUUCUUUUGAGGUAUGUAAGUAUGUCCCAGUUUUGCACCUUGUUCAGUGCUGGUUCUUCCCCAUUCUUCUUGGCAGAAUUUCUAGAGACCCUCUAGGUUGGUGGGCUGGCGUCUCCAGACAGCAGUUUUCAAGUAGUGCCGUAGAUUCUCAACAGGGUUACGAUCAGGGCUUUGAGUUGGCCGUUCCAAAACAAUCGCCUUUCUGUUUUUGAGACAUUCCAGUGUCGCUUUGGCCUGACGCUUAGGGUCACAUUGUCAUGUUGAAAGGUGAAUCUUCUGCCGAGCCGUAGGUUCAUAGCGGACUGGAACAAGCUCUCCUGCAGUAUUGUAUCCAUCCAUUGUCCCUUCAGCUCUGAAAAGAUUCCCAGUCUCAGCCCAUGUAAAGCAUCCCCAUAGACUGAUGCUGCCACCACCGUACUUCACCGUAGGUCUGGGGUUUCUUGAGGCCUGGGCAGUGGUAGUUUUACACCACACAAACGUCUUUGAAGUCUGGCCAGAAACUUCUGUUUUGGUCUCAUCUGACCAUAAAACCUUCUCCCACAUCUUAUGCUGGGCCUUUAUCAUGCUUUGUAGCAAAUGCCAUAUACGUGUGGACCUUCUUAAGAAAUGGCUUCUCUUUUGCUACCUUGUUUUAUGGAGAGCUUGUGAAAUUGUGGACCACUGCACCUUCACUCCAGUUUCAGCCAAAGAGCAUUGCAGACAUCUGAGCGUUACCGUUGGGUUUUUAGUCGCCUCUCUCACCAGUCGACGUCUCGCUCCGAUGUUUAGUUUGGUGGGACGGCCUGUUCUAGGAAGAGUCUGAUCCCACAGUGUACAAACGGGCCUUGUUUCUCACUUCAGCAGAAUGCUCCUUUGUCUUCAUUUUGGCAGUGAUUGUUCAUCAAAGACUAUGGCCCUUACAAAAGGGGAUUUUCAUGUCUAGAGUGAUAUAAAGAACUCACAAGUAGCACCUCAUUAUGUGUCAUUUUGACUGUCAAAUGACUGUCACCUUUGUGUCGUUUGCGACUAAUUUGUCAUUUGUGUAAGCCUGGGGCUUUGAAAGCACAAGGGUUUAAAUAAUUACGCAAACACUAACUUUUGGAUUUGUCUUCUUCAGUUAAUUAUCUACAGAAAAUGGUUUAUUUGGACUUUAGAAAGGCAUUGUUAGAGCUUAAGAGUUCACGUUAGAAGUACGGAAUGGAUAAAUACGAAGUAUGGAAUGGAUAAAUACGCGUACAAAUCUUUUGUCAUGCUGAAAAUUAUGGCGACUUUCAAGGGGACUGGAUACUUGUGCACACCAUUGUACACAUUAUUAUUGAACAUGCCGAGAUCAAUUGAUGAGAUCCAUUAUAUUUUUGUUAAAUAUGAAGCCUAUUAGUGAAAUAGUUAAACAAAUUGAUCCUUCUUUUCUCGAAAAGAAGUUCAAAGGUCACUGAUAUCCAGUGCUUGUUAAGGUCAGUUCAAACACUCACAAAAGCAAUAAGGUACCAUAUUCAGGGUCUCUGCUUUGGGGGGCUGAAUUCCUGGGACUGAAUGUCUUUCUAUACUCAAAACAGUUUGAUAGUUGAAUCUACUGAUUUAUAUUUUUAUAUUCUGGAAAAAAAAUGAACGUACUUUGUGAGAAAAUAACAUUUAUAUCUUUUAAAGGAUCCGAAGUUACUUUGGCAUUAAUGGAACAUUUCAGCAUUCAAUGUAAACAUUAUGAGUCCUUUAUUUAUACACCUUUAAAAAAAAUAAUAAAAUAAAAAAAACUGAAUGUUUCAUAUUUUGUUGCCAUCAGAAUUGUAAAUGAUUGCUUUGUGAAAUGCGCAAAUGAUCUUAUCUAUGCAGUCUUGUAUUUUUUUUAAUUUGUACUUCUGAAAAGUAUAUUGUAUUAUAGAGCUGUUGAGAUAUUUUAAGUAUCAGAUGUAUUGUUUCAGAUAGAUAUAUGAAAAAAAUGAAGUAUAUUUAGUUAUUAGAUAUAAUGAUUUUGAUGCUUUUUUGGGUUAACUGACUAUUAUUCUUCUAUUUAGCUGGGAUCUUUAAAAUAAUAUUAAAGAAUAAAGUUCUAAUAUUAAGGCUGAAAUGUCAGCUGGGCAUCCCUAACAGGAGGGAAAAAAAAAUUAUAUCGGACCAAUAUUUCUUUCUUUUUUUUAUUUUAUAAAGAUUGACUUGACAAAAAAAAAAUAAUUGCACUUCCUAAAACAUUUGCUUUUAUUGAAUCAGUCUACUUCACUGAUUAAAAGUUUAUUUCUUCUAUAUUGUUUUAAAACUGUUACAUUUCUUAACUUAUAUAAAUUGUUUUAUUAAACUUUUUUUUUUACAAUCAGUGAAAUAAAAAAUAAUAAACAAAAAUGACUUUGAAAUAAAAAAAAUAAUAAUUUUUAUGGGGUGGAAAAUUUUUUGGAAGAAUUGAAAAUAAAUCGUGAAUGAGGCCAGCCCUUCCUUUGGUGGAUGUUCCACAGACCAGCGCGUAUGGCUUUACAUGGCAUGUAAAUAUUACGUACUGUAAUAUUGGAGGGGUCCGGGUUGGGGUGGGGAGGGGGGACACAGGUAAACGCACGCCUUAACUGCUUAAGCAACACGUGAAAAACCUUCUAACUAAGGAAAUGCCUGCUGAUGAUGUGUCUUCAGUGAAUAAGAACAAUCUUUGCAGUUGGUGUAUAAAGCCAUACAUGUACAUAAAUUAUAUUACAGAA